AUGGCUAAUCAAAAAAAAAAAAAAAAAAAAACCACAUUUACCUUGGUCGCCGGCGGUGGUCGGAACUUGGUCGGCGGCGGUGGUCGGAACUUGGUCGGCGGCGGCGGUGGUCGGGGGGCUCUUGAUCGGCGGCGGCAGUGGUCGGCGUCGAUGGGUCUGAGGAGCGGUGAAAGAGAUGUUCACCAAGUUUUUGUUCACCAUCAUCAUCUUGUUCUUCUUCCUGCCUGGUUUGGGUUUGGGUUUGGGUUUGAAAUCCGAGAGAAGCCAUGCAUAAGGUCCAUAUACAGUUUCGGAGACUCCAUAGCCGACACGGGCAAUCUGAUACGUGAGGGAGCCCAUGGGCCUUUCUCCACCAUCGCCAAACUCCCCUACGGCCGGAAUACCUUCAACAAAUCCACCGGCCGUUGCUCUGAUGGCCUUCUCAUGAUCGUAGGGAACGGGGACUUCAAAUGCGGAGUCAACUUCGCUGUAGCUGGAGCCACAGCUCUUGAUGGAUCUUUCUUUGACAGCCACGGCAUCGCAAACCUUUUUACGCACAGCUCCCUCAGCGUUCAGCUUAAAUGGUUCAAGUCCCAUCUCAACUCCACAUGCUUCUCACGUGCGGAAUGUGCGAAGAAGCUCAGACAAUCCCUUGUCAUGAUGGGGGAGAUUGGAGGCAAUGACUACAACUAUGCCUUCAUGGCGGGAAAAAGCAUAGAGCAAGUGGAAAGCUAUGUUCCUUAUGUUGUGCAAACGAUAGUUAAUGCUACCAAGCACCUUGCAGCUUUUGGCUCAAAGAAUCAAGAAGACUAUGAUGAAAACAACUGCCUAAAAGACUUGAACGCCUUCUCCCUCUUCCACAACGCAAAACUUCAAGAAGCCUUGGGAGAUUUGAGGAAGGAAUACCACCCCUACGUUCACAUCAAGUAUGCGGAUUAUUAUCGUGCGUUCACGUAUCUCAUUGAAAACGCCUCAGCACUAGGGUUCGAUGAGUCAUCUUUACAAAAAGCUUGCUGUGGAGGUGGCGGUGAGUAUAAUUUUGACGUGGCCAAGCAGUGUGGCUUCCCCGGGGUUUCGGCGUGCGAGGAUCCGGCAACACGUAUUAGUUGGGACGGUGUUCACAUGACGCAGAGAGCGUAUCGG
Messenger RNA from Asparagus officinalis (garden asparagus), 1122 nucleotides. RefSeq names its product GDSL esterase/lipase At5g03980-like. Gene Ontology annotation, molecular function: hydrolase activity, acting on ester bonds. The record is from RefSeq and is a predicted model, not a curated record. The transcript has 6 exons. NCBI's taxonomy places the organism in Eukaryota, Viridiplantae, Streptophyta, Magnoliopsida, Asparagales, Asparagaceae. The annotation marks the transcript as partial.